Messenger RNA from Trifolium pratense (red clover), 1546 nucleotides. RefSeq names its product receptor-like protein 9DC3. Gene Ontology annotation, molecular function: protein binding. The coding region runs from base 305 to 1318 and encodes 337 amino acids. The record is from RefSeq and is a predicted model, not a curated record. The transcript has a single exon. NCBI's taxonomy places the organism in Eukaryota, Viridiplantae, Streptophyta, Magnoliopsida, Fabales, Fabaceae.
AGAAAAAAGUGAAAUUCAUUCAUGCAUUUCAUGUUGCUAUAUAAGUCCAAUUGGGAAUUCAAAGAACUGACAGUUUGGUUUUCAAUUAUCGAACAAGUGUGAAGAUCACACAAGGCCUUCUUUUUCUCCACCUGCCUCUAAUGGUGACCAUGAUUCAGAAUCUUUCUUUGAAUUAUACUGAAAUAUAAUUCUGAUUGGGUAUGUACGCGGCAAUGUUCCCUCAUGUUUGGGGAACUUUAGCCAAUCUUUAGAAAAUCUGAAGCUAAAUGGGAACAAGUUGUCUGGCCUCAUUCCUCAAGCAUACAUGAUAGGAAAUGCACUUCAUCAUAUUGAUCUGAGCAACAACAAUAUGCAAGGUCAGUUGCCAAGGGAAUUGAUCAACAGUAGAAAACUUGAGUACUUUGAUGUUAGUCAUAACAAUAUCAAUGAUUCAUUUCCAUUCUGGCUGGGAGAGUUACCUGACUUAAAGGUAUUGGGUUUAAGUAACAAUGAAUUUCAUGGAGACAUUAGGUGCUCUGGAAAUAUGACGUGCACGUUUCCAAAGAUUCACAUCAUCGACCUUUCUCACAACGAGUUCUCUGGAAGUUUUCCACCAGAAAUGAUCCCAAGUUGGAAAGCAAUGAAAACUUCUAAUACAAGUCAAUUACAGUACGAUCAAAGUUCACAAGUUGUUGAGAUCACGAAUCGUGAAGCGACUGUGACAAGAAAGGAUCCUUAUUCGUUCAUGAUGUCAAACAAAGGGCUGGUCAUGACUUAUGAGAAGCUUCAACAGUUUUACAGCAACUUCAUAGCCAUUGAUAUUUCAAGCAACAAAAUCAGUGGAGAGAUACCACAAGUCAUAGGUGACUUGAAGGGUCUUAUUUUGCUCAACCUGUCAAAUAACAUCCUUAAUGGCAGCAUUCCACUUUCCUUUGGGAAGCUUUCAAACCUUGAAGCACUGGAUCUUUCUCUCAACAAUCUUUCUGGAAAGAUUCCCCAACAGUUAGCACAACUUACUUUUUUGGAGUUCCUAAAUGUGUCCUUCAACAAUCUCUCAGGUCCUGUACCUCAGAAUAAGCAAUUCGCUACAUUCCAAGAUAAUUCAUUUGAGGGUAACCAAGGUUUGUGUGGAGAGCAAUUGUUGAAGAAGUGUAUAGAACACGGAGGGCCAUCUUUUUCUCCACCUUCUGCCCCUGAUGUUGACCAUGAAUCAGAAUCUUUGUUUGAACUUUACUGGAAUGUAAUUCUGAUUGGGUAUGUAGGUGGUCUUGUUGCCGGCGUGGUAUUAGGAAGCGCUUUCUACCCGGAUGUAGUUGGAUGGCUUAAAAGGUUCUUUUGAGUUGAAAACAAAAAGCCUCUCUUUCUCUUGUAUUUAUUGUUCUCAUCUGUUAUAGUUUAUUUUUAUUGUUGUGACUACUUAUAAUAAGUGUGUGCUUUGUAUGGUAUAGUUUUCAUUUGUUCUUGUGAUUGAUUGCCUCUAGUAAUUAACAGUGUGCUUUGGACCACAUUUUGGUGUUUGAAUGAGGUUACCAAAAAGUAUAAUUGUUGUGGCUUAUUUGAAUUUGAA